AUGGCUUUGAUACUCAUGGUAGCCUUGUGGGCGAUCAAGGUCUCCUUUUGCCUUGCACUGUACAAGGUUGUCCAUCGGACAGUAUAUACCGCCAGCGUCGUCGGCGUCGCCGUCGUCACCACGGCUGUGACGUGUUUUGAAUGCCUGUGGACUGUGUUUUUCUGUAAGCCAGUGCAGGCAUUUUGGCUCUCAAGAGACCCUGCGUUCUGCAAAAAUCCUACGGCCUGGUUGAUAUCCAUGACAAGCGCCGCAACGAUAAUCCGAAUGGUCUACAACGGAGACAUAAAGGAUCCCACGCGGAACUUCCUAGUCUCAAACCUGGCGCUGUGGAUGAGUAUCGAAGUUGGAGUCAGUAUCAUCUGCACUUCGGCGGUAGCUUUAAAGCCACUAUUGAAAAAGGCUCGUAUCAUCCAGGGCUCUAACCGGCCGGCUGAUCCAGCGACAUUGGUGCUAGGGCCAAAUGAUCAACAGAUCGAGUAUGAUGUUGACUUUUCAUUGACGUGGUCCGAUAGCCAGCAGCAGGGUAUCGCGUUGGAAGCGAGGGCGAGCAAUCGGGAGAGGGAGUUGUCGGUAGAGACCCUUACGCCGAUGGGGAAGGCGACGAUGGAAUACUUGUAG
Aspergillus calidoustus is the source of this 618-nucleotide messenger RNA. The record is from the annotation of a GenBank genome assembly. Lineage: Eukaryota; Fungi; Ascomycota; Eurotiomycetes; Eurotiales; Aspergillaceae.